This is a messenger RNA of Sorghum bicolor (sorghum), 2319 nucleotides long. RefSeq names its product homeobox-leucine zipper protein ROC9-like. The transcript has 10 exons. Gene Ontology annotation, molecular function: lipid binding; DNA binding; DNA-binding transcription factor activity, RNA polymerase II-specific. Bases 72 to 2192 code for a protein of 706 amino acids. Lineage: Eukaryota; Viridiplantae; Streptophyta; Magnoliopsida; Poales; Poaceae. Gene Ontology annotation, biological process: regulation of DNA-templated transcription. The record is from RefSeq and is a predicted model, not a curated record.
CUUUGCUUUCUGGCAUUCCCAACAUAGCGACGACCGUCUCCAGCUAACUCUGCCGCUCCAAGGCUGGGCAUAUGGGAUCCAGCGGCCGUCCACCACCGCGCACCCCGCCGAAUAUCUUCCCAGCUGAUCUGACGCUCUCGCUCUCUCUUGCAGGUCCGUUCGGCCGGAAGGAACCAGUGGCGGCUCUGGGUGAUGAGGUGGAAAAUGGUAGCGAGGGCCAUGGCGGGAUAAGAGGCGGCGGCCUUCGAUCUGGCGAGGCCAUGGAGAUCAGUAGCGAGAACAUGGGGCAGGGAAGCCAGUCCGGGGAGGAAGCAAGCCAUGAAGAUGCGGGGGGCAACAAGAGGAGGAAGAGCUGCCACAAGCACACUCCUGAGCAGAUCAGAAUCCUGGAAGCAGCAUUCAAAGAAUCGCCGCAUCCUGACGAGAAGCAGCGGCAACAGCUUAGUGAACAACUCGGCCUCUCUGCAAGCCAAGUGAAGUUUUGGUUCCAGAACCGGAGAUGCCAGACAAAGGUAACUCAGGAGCGGCAUGAGAACUCGCUGCUCAUGCACCAGGAGAACACUAAGCUCAAAGCCGAGGUUGAGAGGCUCCACAUGGCGCUAGAGAACAACACAGCCACCUUCUCGACCUCGUCGUCGUGCUCUAUGGGGGGCAUCCAGAUCAGAAGCAGGAACUCACUGGACGACCAUGUCGAUGUUGGCCACGACGACAAGACAAUGUUCCUGGAGCUUGCCAGCCGCGCGCUAGAUGAGCUGACGAUGAUGUGCUCCUCUGGGGAGCCACUCUGGGUGCGUAGCAUCGAGACCGGUCGGGACGAUCUGAACUACAACGAGUAUGCGCGCUUGUUCCGGCACCACGAUGAUGACUCCGGCGACCGGCGGGGCGUGUGGUCGGUUGAGGUGUCAAGGGAGACUGCCGUUGUGUACGGUGGCGUGACGCAGCUUGUGCACACUUUCAUGGACGUGAACCAGUGGAAGGAGAUGUUUCCUUCCAUGGUCACCAAGGCGUCGACGCUGGAAGUGAUCCGUGCAGGCGAGAGCGAUCAUCUAGAUGGCAUCAUGCAACUGAUGUCUGCAGAGAUCCAGACACUGACACCGUUGAUACCUACAAGGGAGCUGCACUUCCUUCGCCAUUGCAAGAAGCUUGGUGCCCAGAAAUGGGCUAUCGUCGAUGUCUCCUUGGACAACUUUGAACCGGGUGCACGAACGUCAUCGACGCUUUGCAUGUGCUUGAAGAAGCCCUCAGGAUGCAUUGUAGAAGAGCAGAGCUUGGCCCGUUGUUGCAAGGUGACCUGGGUUGAGAAUGUAAAAUGCCGCAAGACCGCGGUUCCGGCGAUGUACCGACAGACGGUGACCACGAGCGGCCUGGCAUUCGGUGCAAGGCGCUGGGUGGCGGCACUCCAGCUGCAGUGCGAGAGGAUGGUCUUCUCAGUGGCGACCAACGUCCUGACAUGGGGCUUGAAUGGGGUCGACACAGUGUCAGGCAGGCAGAGCGUCCUGAAGCUCGCGCAGCGGAUGACAUCCAGCCUCUAUCGCGCCAUCGGUGCCUCCAGGGUCCGGUCAUGGAGGAAGAGGUUGAAUUACAACGGACCCUGUGAGAUCCGGGUGAUGUGCCGGAAGAGCAGAGGCGAGGGUGGCGAGCCGCAGGGGCUUGUCGCCUGCGCGGUGCUAUCGCAGUGGCUGCCGGUGAACCCGGCGGCUAUCUUCGGCUACCUGCUGGACAAAUCGCGGCGCCAUGAGUGGGACUUGAUGAUGCAUGGACAAUCUGUCCAGAGCUACGUGACUGUGCGCAAGGGGGAUGACGGCAACUGCGUCACGGCAUACGCCAUGAAAUCUUCCGUGGAGGAGCUGAGCGGCAAGUGGAUCCUCCAGGACAGCAGUGCCAGCCCCUGCGAGUCGACCGUCGCGUACGCGCCUAUCGACGCCGCGGUCCUGCGGCCGGUGAUCGAUGGGCAUGACUCCAGCGCCGUGGCCGUGCUGCCAUUCGGCUUCGUGGUGAUGCCGGCGUUGAUCACGUCGAGGGAGCAGGACAGGACGGCGGUGGACUCCGCCGGGUCGCUGGUCACCAUGGUGUUCCAGGCGCUGUUUAGCUCGUCGGCGACGGAUGCUGCGCUCUCGGCAAAUGCGAUGAAGGACGUAGCGCAUCUGGUGUUCCGCACACUGGACAACAUCAAGAAAGCGCUGAGAUGUUGAUCUGUCGGAGGAUGUGAUACAUAUACCUUCCAUGAAACAAAUAUACUUGCAAAUUUUCUUCAGUUAAACUUCUAAAUAAUGUACUGCUAAAGGAUGUUAAAUUUUAUUCAGUAAAACUGUUAAAUGA